AUGACGGCAGGUGCCCCCGCGGCGGCGACUGGCAGGAAAGCUGCGCGUGCGGCGGCUGGAAAGCAGUCGUCGUCGUCGUCGUCAUUGCCGGGGACGAAAUGCCCGGCGCCGUUUCUGACAAAAACGUACGAUAUCUUGGAGGAGGAAGACGAGAAAAGAAGAAGGGAUGAUGAAAAGGCGGCGGCGGCGGUAGUGUCGUGGAACGCUCACGGCGACGGUUUCGUGGUCUGGUCUCCGACCGAGUUCUCCGACCACAUGUUGCCUAGGUAUUUCAAGCACAACAACUUCUCCAGCUUUGUUCGACAGCUUAAUACCUAUGGAUUCAAGAAGGUGACACCAAAAAGAUGGGAAUUCCAGCAUGAGAAGUUCCAGAGAGGAAGGAGGCAUCUGCUGGUUGAGAUAGGCAGGAAGAAGACAGAGCCCAGUGCCUUUCCUGUUUACCUAAGAGCCAACUAUGAAGAAGAAGAAGAUACAAUAAUAACAUCAUCAACAACAACAACAACAACAUUGUCAUCAUCUUCAAGGUUGCUGCUAAUGAAUCUGUUGGAGGAGAACAAGAAGCUGAGGAAGGAGAGAAUGGAGCUUCAGAUGCAAAUUGCUCACUUCAAGACUCUUCAGAUGAGGCUGUUGGAAUGCCUCAGUUCUCAGUGUAUGGCCACUCAACAAUAAUAGCUGGCCACAUGAAUUAUGAAUAUAGUAUUUAAUAAAAUUGAAUCGGUUCUCCGGGCAUA
Molecule: messenger RNA, 731 nt
Organism: Ipomoea triloba (trilobed morning glory)
Lineage: Eukaryota; Viridiplantae; Streptophyta; Magnoliopsida; Solanales; Convolvulaceae
Product: heat stress transcription factor B-2a-like
Exons: 2
Coding region: 1-669 (222 amino acids)
Biological process (GO): regulation of transcription by RNA polymerase II
Cellular component (GO): nucleus
Molecular function (GO): DNA-binding transcription factor activity; RNA polymerase II cis-regulatory region sequence-specific DNA binding
Source: RefSeq, a predicted model, not a curated record